This is a messenger RNA of Pipistrellus kuhlii (Kuhl's pipistrelle), 3486 nucleotides long. RefSeq names its product extended synaptotagmin 3 (gene ESYT3). Gene Ontology annotation, molecular function: lipid binding. Gene Ontology annotation, biological process: lipid transport. Lineage: Eukaryota; Metazoa; Chordata; Mammalia; Chiroptera; Vespertilionidae. The coding region runs from base 119 to 2845 and encodes 908 amino acids. The transcript is spliced from 22 exons. The record is from RefSeq and is a predicted model, not a curated record.
GCGCGGCCAGUCCCACAGGCAGUCCGGUCCUCGCGCAGGACACAUGUGUCCGGGCGUCGGCACGCACGGACCGGAGCCCCAGUGAAGCUUUCAGGGAAAAGCCAGACGGCGGCGGCAGAUGCCCGCGGAGAGCCCCUGCGCCCCGGGCGCGCCCGCUGAUGCCCCCUGUGCCCCGGGCGCGCCCGCUGAUGCCCCCUGCGCCCCGGGCGCGCCCGCUGAUGCCCCCGGCGCCCCGGAGCCGCCGCGCGCGCCCGGCCCGGAGCCGCGCCUGGCCGGCCGGCUGCUGCCCGAGCUGUGCGGCUUCGCGGCGCGCGUGCUGCUGUGCCUGGCGCCCGCCUACCUGGCCGGCUGCCUGGGCCUCAGCGUCACCUGGCUGCUGCUCGGCGCGCUGCUCUGGCGCUGCUGGCGCCGCAACCGCCGCGGGAAGCUCGGGCGCCUGGCGGCCGCCUUCGAGUUCCUGGACAACGAGCGCCAGUUCAUCAGCCGCGAGCUGCUGGGCCAGCACCUGCCGGCCUGGAUCCACUUUCCGGACGUGGAGCGGGUCGAGUGGGCCAACAAGGUCAUCGCCCAGAUCUGGCCCUACCUGAGCUUAAUCAUGGAAAACAAGUUCCGGGAGAAACUCGAGCCCAAGAUCCGGGAGAAGAGCGUCCACCUGCGGACCUUCACCUUCACCAAGCUCGACUUCGGACGGAAGUGCCCCCGGGUCAACGGCGUCAAGGCGCACACCAGCAAGCACAACCGGAGGCAGGUGGUCCUGGACCUGCAGAUCUGCUACAUCGGGGACUGCGAGAUCAGCGUGGAGCUGCAGAAGAUACAGGCUGGUGUGAACGGGAUCCAGCUGCAGGGCACGCUGCGGAUCAUCCUGGACCCCCUCCUGGUGGACAAGCCCUUCGUGGGGGCCGUGACCGUGUUCUUCCUGCAGAAGCCGCACCUGCAGAUCAACUGGACUGGCCUGACCAACCUGCUGGACGCACCGGGAAUCAAUGAGAUGUCAGACAGCCUGCUGGAGGACCUCAUCGCCGCCCACCUGGUGCUGCCCAACCGCGUGACCGUGCCCGUGAAGAAGGGCUUGGAUGUGACCAACCUGCGCUACCCUCUGCCCUGCGGGGUGAUCCGAGUCCACCUGCUGGAGGCGGAGAAGCUGGCCCAGAUGGACCACUUCCUGGGGAUCCGAGGCAAGUCAGACCCCUACGCCAAGGUGAGCAUUGGCCUGCAGCACUUCCGCAGCAAGACCGUCUACAAGUGCCUGAGUCCCACCUGGAACGAGGUGUUUGAGUUCUUAGUGUACGAAGUCCCUGGGCAGGACCUGGAGGUGGACCUGUAUGACGAGGAUACUGACAGGGACGACUUCCUGGGCAGCCUGCAGAUCUCCCUCGGGGAUGUCAUGGCCAACAGAGUGGUGGAUGAGUGGUUUGUCCUGAAUGAUACCACCACCGGGCGGCUGCACCUGCGGCUGGAGUGGCUUUCGCUGAUCGCUGACCCUGAGGCUCUGACUGAGGACCACGCUGGCCUUUCCACCGCCAUCCUUGUGGUCUUCUUGGACAGCGCCUGCAACCUGCCGAGAAACCCUUUUGAGUACCUGAAUGGUGAAUAUCGAGCCAAAAAGCUCUCCAGAUUUGCCAAGAAUAAGGUGAGCAGAGACCCUUCUUCCUAUGUCAAGCUAUCUGUAGGCAAGAAGACGUACGUGAGCAAGACCUGUCCCCGCAGCAAGGACCCUGUGUGGAGCCAGGUGUUCUCCUUCUUUGUGGGCAAUGUGGCAUCGGAGCAGCUGCAUCUCAAGGUACUGGAUGACGACCAGGAGUACGCGCUGGGAGUGCUGGAGUUGCCCCUGUGCCAGAUUCUCCCCUAUGCGGACCUGACCCUCGAGCAGCGCUUCCAGCUGGACCACUCGGGCCUGGACAGCCUCAUCUCCAUGAGGCUGGUGCUUCGGUUCCUACGUGUGGAAGAACGGGAGAUGGGAAGCCCAUACACGGGACCUGACGCCCUAAAGAAAGGCCCUCUGUUUGUUAAGAAGGUGGCCACCAAUGAAGGCCCCAAAGACCCACCCCAGGGAGAGGGGCCUGCAGACUUGCCAUGCCCCCCAGACCCUGCUUCUGGUACCAAGGAAGCCUCCAAGAGCACAACAGCCACCAGCGCCACCACUGCUGCCACCGAGCCCACACCCCAAGCGCCGGACCCAGAGCCGAAAGGCAAGGACAGUGCCAAAGGUUUCUGUGAGCCCGUGGGGGAGAAGAAGAGUUCGGCCUCCAUCUUCCUGACUGUCCCCGGCCCCCACUCUCCAGGGCCCAUCAAGUCACCCAGACCCAUGAAGUGCCCUGCCUUCCCGUUCGAAUGGCUGCCCGCGGGGCUGGCUCCCAGCAUGUCCUCACUCAACUCCCUGGCCACCUCCUGCUUUGACCUGACAGAUAUCAGCCUCAACAUUGAGGGCAGGGAUUUCAGGCCGCGGAGGCUGGGCGAGAUCCAGCUCACCGUGCGCUACGUGUGUCUGCGGCGCUGCCUCAGCGUGCUCAUCAACGGCUGCAGAAACCUGACACGCUGUACCAGCAGUGGCGUUGAUCCUUAUGUCCGUGUCUACUUGUUGCCAGAAAGGAGGUGGGCAAGUCGUAAGAAGACCUCAGUGAAGCGGAAGACCGUGGAACCCCUGUUCGAUGAGACAUUUGAAUUUUUUGUUCCCUUGGAAGAAGUACAGAAGAGGUCACUAGACGUCGCAGUGAAAAACAGUAGGCCACUUGGCUCACACAGAAGGAAGGAGCUGGGAAAAGUAAGUAUGAGAACUCUUGCUCCUUGGAGGAAUGGCAGCCUUGUAGAAAUUCUGAUUGGAUCAUUCAACUGUUACCAGAACUGAAUUCAAGAAACGUAAAAUAUUCUUUAAAUUAUGUAGAUGAAUAAAUUAGUAUGAUAAACCAUACUGUAAAAACUCAAGAAUAUCCCAAUUCAUUACUACACAAGUAUAUGAACAUCUACUAGGGUGUUAGGUAUUGUUUCUGUAUAUAUUUCUAUAUUUAUAGCAUUGUUGUGAAGCUUGGAUCUUAUUACAUCAAUAUUUUUGUAAUGAUAGGAUUUUGCUUAAAGUAGAAAUAGAGGAAAGAGAAUCUUCAGGAAGAGAGACAAAGAAUUAUAUUUUGUUCAUAGUUGUAUUCUAAUAAACAUUUUAUGCUCAUCUUUUUAAAGCCCACUUCUAUGAAGUGAUAUAGUUGAGGCAACUAUGGUGUCUUGCUUUAAAUUAUGACCAGAGGCAAGCUGUUCUUUCUGUAACAUUCAUAUAGACAUUCCUGGGGUAUACAGCAAUUCACAUCGCCCCAGGACACUGAGGUCACUGUCCUGGAGAGGUUCCAUGUUGCAAGCCAAAAAGACCUUUUUACAGUCAAUUCCAUUUAUCUCGUAUGUUUCCAUUUAAUGCAACAUUUUUGGAAGUGAACUGAUUUAUUUGUGAUUGUUUAGGUACUGAUUGAUUUGUCAAAAGAAGAUCUGAUUAUGGGCUUCUCA